Eremothecium cymbalariae DBVPG#7215 is the source of this 1992-nucleotide messenger RNA. It is a transcript of the gene ZAP1, whose product is annotated as Zap1p. The transcript has a single exon. NCBI's taxonomy places the organism in Eukaryota, Fungi, Ascomycota, Saccharomycetes, Saccharomycetales, Saccharomycetaceae. Gene Ontology annotation, molecular function: zinc ion binding; DNA-binding transcription factor activity, RNA polymerase II-specific; RNA polymerase II cis-regulatory region sequence-specific DNA binding. Gene Ontology annotation, biological process: regulation of transcription by RNA polymerase II. The coding region runs from base 1 to 1992 and encodes 663 amino acids. Gene Ontology annotation, cellular component: nucleus. The record is from RefSeq and is a predicted model, not a curated record.
AUGUGUGCUAUGAUGAGUGAUCAGCUUUCGGGACAGGAUAUCCAGCAGCAAGGUAUUGUACAUGGACAUAUACACAAUUACAACAAUUUGACUUAUAUCCAUGGGCAUGUUCACAAUGGAGCGAAGGAGGAGGGGGAUUCCUCGACGGUGCCGAUGGGAUCUGUGUAUACACCGCAGAAGGGGGUAGAUUGUUCCAAGUUUCAUGAUUGCCAGCAUUUUGGGUUUGUGAAUUAUCAUAAUUUGAACCUAUUUCAGGAAACAAACGGCGGCGGGGUGAAUGGUGGUGAAGGGCUGCUGGAUGGUGUUCAGGAUGAUAGUCUGCUAGGCCAGGUUAGGGCCAGGAGAGGUGGCAAGGUUGGUUCUUGUGUGCAGUGCAAUCCGAAGAUUAUGGAGGUAUGCUGUGAGCAACCCCAUGCGGGCCAGGUGCUACCAGGCGAUGUAGUUUUAUUUGAAGAGAAAGAGAUGGAGCAGAUGCCGGAGAAUAAUCAGGCGGUGGCCAUUUUAAAUUUGCAAAAGUUUAUAAACUGUGAUUUGACGUGCCAUAGUAAUGGUGUUACGACGUCCACAAUGGAGGCUCAGGACAGAUCGUUACCUAGUCCAAUGACGACUGCUGAUAGUCUUCCUAGUAGUGGAGGUUCGGGCGAUCACGUGUUUGAGCGGUUGUGCCAACAGUGCAUGAAUUAUGAACCAUGUGAGGAUGCUGGGAAUCAUCAAAUGAUGACAGCUUGUCACGAGCAUAUAUUCCACAGUGAGACUGAUAUGAAGAUACUGAAUGAUUUGGCCAGCAUCUCCAACAUGUACGAAACGCCGUUGAGCAAGCAUUCGGGGGAAUCUAUAAACCUAUUGCACUCCAGUAUAUCUGGAUUUCAAGAUUUUAAUACCAUUGCGCCUACACCGUCUGUGGCAGCGGCUACAACGACGGUGCAGUCUCAAUCACAUCCGAAUCACCACCAUCAUAGAAUAGAGCUUCAUCCACAUACGUCGUUGGCGUAUAACAAUCGUUUCAACCGUAGGGAACGGGCUCCUGGAGAUGUUUCUUCACAUCUGCGCAGUAAUAAUAAUGCUAAAAAUGUUGAUGGAUCUGGGAAAUCUAACACAAACACUGUCAAUUUUAAUUGGUCAUUCAAAAACAACUGCAACAUGCUGAAAUGUCUUUGGAAUGAGUGUGCGGAAGAGUUUCCAACUUUACUCGAACUACAGUCGCAUGUUCUUAAGAGCCACAUAUCCGGCGAUACAAGUAUAACAGAUUAUCCCUGUCAAUGGAAAGACUGUGAAUUUUUAUCCACAGAUACUGAUUCGUUAAUCAACCAUAUUAAUGGGACUCAUGGUAUUAGUUUUGAUGUAAAGUUCCUCUCUGAUGAAAUAAAGGAACCCCAAGUUCAAAAUUGUAGGCAUCAUUGCGAAAGCCGUUGUACAAAUGCCAUCAAGGAGAAGCAAGGUGGCAUUUUUCAAUGUACGUGGGAGUCUUGUCAUCAAACAUGCAAAUCGCGCCAGGAGCUUAAUGAACAUAUAGAGGCAAUUCACGUGCCGACUGGUCAGUCCUCGUACCAAUGCCGGUGGGAUGGCUGCACCAAACAUUUUGCUCAGAGACAAAAGCUUCUUCGCCACAUUAAAGUCCACACGGGCUAUAAGCCAUUCAAGUGCCCCCACUGUUCGAAAACAUUCAGCACAGAAGACAUUCUAUCGCAACAUAUUAGAACACACUCCGGAGAGCGCCCAUUCAAAUGCCAAUUCUGUGAUAAGAGGUUUACCACAUCUAGCUCCUUGCGCAUUCAUAUAAGAACUCACACGGGCGAAAAGCCUCUUGCUUGUAACGUCUGUGGUAAACGAUUCAACGAAUCCAGUAACCUAAGCAAACACAUGAAAAUCCACGAGCGAAAAUAUAUGUGCAAGCAUUGCAAGAGAAGCUUUGACAGACUCCAACAGUAUAACAUACACAUCGCCAAGUGCUCCACCACCAACGAAAUCGCCAAUAUGUCUACCUGUAUAUGA